GUAUCGGGGCGGGUGUGGCUCGUGACAGCCCAGUUCAGGAAGCGAAUCUGCGGGAUGAUCAAACAGGAGGGUGACAUACAGUAUAAUUCUCAGGCUACUGGAGAAAAGUACCGGACUGAACUUUUCUGUAUUUUAAACGCGUGAAUAACACGGCCGGUGGAAAUGCUCAUUAAGGAGUAUCGUGUGAUCGUGCCUGUGUCCGUGGAUGAGUACAAAGUAGGUCAGCUGUACUCUGUGGCGGAGGCCAGUAAGAAUGAGACGGGUGGAGGAGAGGGGGUGGAGGUUCUGAAGAAUGAGCCGUACGAAAGUGAUGGAGAAAAGGGCCAGUACACACACAAGAUCUACCAUCUGCGGAGUAAAGUUCCUUCCUUCGUGCGAGUGCUGGCUCCAUCCUCCGCGCUGAAAAUCCACGAGAAGGCCUGGAACGCCUACCCGUACUGCCGCACCAUAAUUACAAAUGAGUACAUGAAGGAUAACUUUCUGAUCAAGAUCGAGACGUGGCACAAGCCGGACCUUGGCACCCAGGAGAACGUGCACGGUCUUGAUGCAGACACUUGGAAGAAGGUCGACGUGGUGCAGAUAGACAUCGCUGACAGAAGCCAAGUGGACACAAAGGACUACAAGCCAGAAGAAGAUCCCGCUUCUUUCAAAUCUGUGAAGACCGGCCGAGGGCCACUGGGUGCUGACUGGCAGAAAGAGCUCUCUGCGAUGGACUGUCCUUACAUGUGCGCCUACAAGCUGGUCACUGUGCAGUUCAAGUGGUGGGGGCUGCAGAACAGGGUGGAGAACUUCAUCCACAAGCAAGAGAAAAGACUGUUCACAAACUUCCACAGGCAGCUAUUCUGCUGGAUCGACAAGUGGAUUGAGCUAUCAAUGGAGGACAUUCGUCACAUGGAAGAGGACACGUCCCGGCAGCUGGACGAGAUGCGAGUGAAGGACCCGGUGAAGGGGACAGUGGUGACAGAGGACUGAGGGGGGGGCGUGACUGCAGCUCUCAGGGCAGACGCACAGCUCCACCAGCAUUACCUCCACGUUGACGUCUACAGGGUCCCAACACACCUUCCCUUUCAUUUGUCCUUUUUUAAUAUGACCUCAGCUGCUGGGAAUUUCUGCACUAACACUAACACUAACACUAACACUGAGCAGGCAGAGAAGUGUGGCCAUUAGUAUCUGUACAGGUGCUUGUACAUCAUUUCUUGCAUUUAUAGAGAUUAAUAUCACUGAUGUGUAUAUAUUCAUAGCACAAAGUGUGAACUAUUAACUGUUGGUAAUUAUUCAUCUGUUGUACACAGAGUGUUUAUUUUGGGUUUAUUUCAGUUCUGUUCACUUGUCAUUUAUACUGCUGGCUACUUGUUUACAAAUCUUUCAUAUACAUGAAUACAUACUCAGAUGUACUUCGGGGUGACAGACAUUUAGCGCCUUUGGUCUCUUUCCCCAGACCUGCACUGUGAUGCUGGGAUGCGAAUCAUGGUGUUGAUAUCAAAACAAUGUUUAUACUCUGUGUAGCUUGUCAGGAGUGGUCAUGUGUUCAUCUUAAAUUGUUUUACAGAUUUCAUGUGUUUUUUAAUGCCUGUUGCUGUAGUGGGCAUAUCGCACCAAAGACUGAGUUGGAAUGUAACUGUUGCAGAGAAAUGCUGUAAAUAUUCCCUUUCUGGGUGUAUUUUUAAGGUCCAUUUUGUAAUACUUUUGCUAUGACCGUUAUAAGUAAAUUUAAAAUAAGGGGCAGCUUAUGUGAGAGGCUUCCUCUCGCGUCGUUUCUGGGAUGCAAUAGGAAAUAUAGAUGACAGGAUUCCCUUCUA
Brienomyrus brachyistius is the source of this 1799-nucleotide messenger RNA. RefSeq names its product phosphatidylinositol transfer protein alpha isoform-like. Gene Ontology annotation, cellular component: cytoplasm. The coding region runs from base 163 to 972 and encodes 269 amino acids. Gene Ontology annotation, biological process: phospholipid transport. The transcript is spliced from 12 exons. Lineage: Eukaryota; Metazoa; Chordata; Actinopteri; Osteoglossiformes; Mormyridae. Gene Ontology annotation, molecular function: phosphatidylcholine binding; phosphatidylinositol transfer activity; phosphatidylinositol binding. The record is from RefSeq and is a predicted model, not a curated record.